UUUAUCGGAACGCUAUGGAUCGCAAACGAAUUCUGAAGCGCUUGAGAACGAUACGAAUCGUUUUCCUGGUGUUGGCGGCUGUUGCGCGAGGGAUACUCGGUGGAGAGUUGAUGUACAUCAUUUUGGACGGUCAUUUUACUUCCAUGUGUUGGUUCCACGCAGACAUGGAAGCGUGUACGUUGGCCAGCAUAGCAUCCACUCUGUUGUUGAUUGUGUCCGGUUCUUUUCUAUUACUGGAUGUACUGGGUGGACUAGAUGUUGUAGUGCGUGGAUUUGUGGCGAAGGUUGCGCUGUUUGUUGAUGGACUGCUGAUUGGGCAGUUGGUGUUCAUCUUUCUGGGUGCGUUCUUGUAUACACUCGUGCAGUGGAUUCGAACUGUGGUGGACUGGCCUUAUAUCACACUGGACGAUGACAAACAUGUCUGUCCUGAAUCGGAUGAUUGCAGUAUACCUGUUCAUGUUCACUAUUGUGCUAUGAUACUGUUGGUCAUUUUCAUCACGAACUUAUGUCUGCUGACCUUGCAGUUCUUCACAAUCAAGAAGGCUCUUGCUUGUAUUGAAAUAGCGAAUGAUGCAGGUUGAUUUGGAAGACGACUGGUGUUGUAAAUAGGCUGGAUGUCGAUAAAGAAUUUGCGUACUCUGAUUCUACCAACAUGGCUAAAAAUUCAUCACAUGACAGCAGACUCAAUUGUUCUCUUGACGUAUCCUCUUUAUAGACGUAGAAGCGUUGGCGAGGUGCAAUCAAGACAUUGCUACUUGUGUGUGUCUGGCCAACUAUUAGUCUAAACGUUUUGACAAAGAUAGUAAAAGUUCGACAUUUUAUCUAGAGUACAAACUGAUGUGAUCAUGGGAUUGGAGGAUUCUCAUUUACUUUGCUAUAUUUUAGCUAAGUGCACUUAUUUAGCUAACUGCACUUACUACUAACUAUUUAUUGAUAUAUUUCAA
Molecule: messenger RNA, 944 nt
Organism: Corticium candelabrum
Lineage: Eukaryota; Metazoa; Porifera; Homoscleromorpha; Homosclerophorida; Plakinidae
Exons: 3
Coding region: 15-581 (188 amino acids)
Source: RefSeq, a predicted model, not a curated record